This is a messenger RNA of Nomascus leucogenys (northern white-cheeked gibbon), 5250 nucleotides long. Lineage: Eukaryota; Metazoa; Chordata; Mammalia; Primates; Hylobatidae. The record is from RefSeq and is a predicted model, not a curated record.
GUGCGCCUGCGCGGUGUCUGUCCCGGCCGCAGCCCCGCGCCGGCUGCAGCUCCGCGAGCCGAGCCGGAUCCCGAGCGGGGGACACGGGCUGAGGCGGCGGCGGCGGCCCCGCCCCGGGGCUCCAUUGUUGAGGCGGCCGCGGCUCUGCCGGCUGUUCAGCUGCGCUCCAGUCGGCCCAGGAGCCGCUGCGAGGAGCGAGCGCUGCGAGGCGGCGGCCUGAGCAAUGGAAGAGUUAAUAGUUGAACUUCGUCUUUUUCUUGAACUCCUGGACCAUGAAUAUCUAACCUCAACUGUCAGGGAGAAAAAGGCAGUGAUAACCAACAUUCUGCUGAGGAUACAGUCAUCCAAAGGUUUUGAUGUGAAGGACCAUGCUCAGAAGCAGGAGACCACUAACAGCCUGCCGGCCCCUCCUCAGAUGCCCCUGCCAGAGAUCCCUCAGCCCUGGCUGCCUCCUGACAGUGGGCCUCCACCAUUGCCAACAUCCUCCCUCCCAGAAGGUUAUUAUGAGGAAGCUGUGCCGCUGAGCCCCGGAAAAGCUCCGGAAUACAUCACAUCAAAUUAUGAUUCUGAUGCGAUGAGCAGCUCUUAUGAGUCAUAUGAUGAAGAGGAGGAGGAUGGGAAGGGGAAGAAAACCCGGCACCAGUGGCCCUCCGAGGAGGCCUCCAUGGACCUGGUCAAGGAUGCCAAAAUCUGUGCCUUCCUGCUGCGGAAGAAGCGGUUCGGCCAGUGGACCAAGUUGCUCUGCGUCAUCAAAGACACCAAACUGCUGUGCUAUAAGAGUUCCAAGGACCAGCAACCUCAGAUGGAACUGCCACUCCAAGGCUGCAACAUUACGUACAUCCCGAAAGACAGCAAAAAGAAGAAGCACGAGCUGAAGAUUACUCAGCAGGGCACGGACCCGCUUGUUCUUGCCGUCCAGAGCAAGGAGCAGGCUGAGCAGUGGCUGAAGGUGAUCAAAGAAGCCUAUAGUGGUUGUAGUGGCCCGGUGGAUUCAGAGUGUCCUCCUCCACCAAGCUCCCCGGUGCACAAGGCAGAACUGGAGAAGAAACUGUCUUCAGAGAGACCCAGCUCAGACGGGGAGGGUGUUGUGGAAAAUGGAAUUACCACAUGUAAUGGAAAGGAGCAAGUGAAGAGGAAGAAAAGUUCCAAAUCAGAGGCCAAGGGCACUGUGUCGAAAGUCACUGGGAAAAAAAUCACCAAGAUCAUCAGUCUGGGAAAGAAAAAGCCAUCCACAGACGAGCAGACCUCCUCCGCCGAGGAAGAUGUUCCCACCUGCGGCUAUCUGAACGUGCUCUCCAACAGCCGCUGGCGGGAGCGCUGGUGCCGAGUGAAAGAUAACAAGCUCAUUUUCCACAAGGACAGGACCGACCUGAAGACCCAUAUUGUGUCUAUUCCGCUCCGUGGCUGCGAGGUGAUCCCGGGUUUGGAUUCUAAACAUCCUCUGACGUUCCGGCUGCUGCGCAAUGGCCAGGAGGUUGCAGUGUUGGAGGCAUCUUCUUCUGAAGACAUGGGCAGGUGGAUUGGGAUUUUACUCGCAGAGACAGGAUCGUCCACAGACCCAGAGGCUCUGCACUAUGACUACAUUGAUGUGGAGAUGUCUGCAAGUGUCAUUCAGACAGCCAAACAAACCUUCUGUUUCAUGAACAGGCGUGUUAUAUCUGCUAACCCAUAUCUAGGGGGCACCUCCAAUGGCUAUGCCCACCCCAGCGGGACGGCACUUCAUUACGACGAUGUCCCGUGCAUCAACGGCUCGUGGGAACCGGAAGACGGCUUUCCUGCUUCCUGCAGCAGAGGCUUGGGAGAAGAGGUGCUUUAUGAUAAUGCAGGCCUGUACGAUAACUUGCCGCCUCCGCACAUCUUUGCCCGCUACUCUCCUGCUGACAGAAAGGCCUCUAGGCUGUCUGCUGACAAGCUGUCCUCUAACCAUUACAAAUACCCUGCCUCCGCUCAGUCUGUCACUAAUACCUCUUCUGUGGGGAGGGCGUCUCUCGGGCUCAACUCGCAGCUCAAGGGUAAAAAGCCCCCCGUGGUGUCUAACGGGGUCACAGGAAAAGGGAAGACUCUGAGCAGUCAGCCAAAAAAAGCGGAUCCCGCGGCUGGUGUGAAAAGGACGGGUUCGAAUGCUGCCCAGUACAAGUAUGGCAAGAACCGGGUAGAAGCAGAUGCCAAGCGGCUACAGACCAAAGAAGAGGAGCUGCUGAAGAGGAAAGAGGCCCUGCGGAAUAGGCUGGCCCAGCUCCGCAAGGAAAGAAAAGACCUUCGAGCGGCCAUUGAAGUGAACGCUGGCAGGAAGCCGCAGGCGAUCCUGGAGGAGAAGCUGAAGCAGCUGGAGGAGGAGUGCCGGCAGAAGGAGGCGGAGCGAGUCAGCCUGGAGCUGGAGCUGACAGAGGUCAAGGAGAGCCUGAAGAAAGCGCUGGCGGGCGGAGUCACCCUGGGGCUGGCCAUCGAGCCCAAGUCAGGGACAUCGAGUCCACAGUCUCCAGUGUUCAGGCACCGGACCCUGGAAAACUCGCCCAUCUCCAGCUGUGACACCAGUGACACCGAGGGCCCCGUGCCGGUGAACAGCGCGGCUGUCUUGAAGAAGAGCCAGGCGGCCCCGGGCAGCUCCCCCUGCCGAGGGCACGUGCUGCGGAAGGCCAAGGAAUGGGAAUUGAAGAACGGGACAUAGGGGACAGCAGCACUGCUCCAGCCUCAGAGACUGCACAUCCCCUUGCCCGUGUCCUCAUCUGUGUGACUGCAGGAAGCUCUGCCCAGAGUGGCCUCAGCUGCGCGACUCCAGAGGCUCCAUGACCGAGCUCUGAGGCCAGUGCCUCUCACCCAGGCCCACUUGUAUUCUUUCUACUGUAUGCUGGCGCCUUUAAAAAAGAUGUAAGACUUUGGUUCCCGACUUUGUUAAAAAACAAAAAAAGUGAUGGAGAGGUGUUUGAAAGGAUGCUAUCAGGCAAAGUGACAUCUUUCUAACCAGUUAAGCCAUUGCUUUCACCGAUUCCAUCCCAGCCCCGGACUGAGGACGGAUGGUUCCGUGACCCCAGGCGAAAACUUGGAUUCGACGGGGAAGAGCUUGGAUCCCUGGCUGCCCCGGGCAUGAGUGUGGCUGGCGCGUGGGCACUGGGCUCGCCUUGCACGCCCACCAGGAGGGCCAGGGGCUUACGCAGUCCUGACGUGGACUUUGUGUCUUGGCGUACCCUCUCCACGUGCCCGUCCCCCUCAUCAUCAGAGGUAAAGGCAUGAGAAAAUUGUGCUGUGAAACAUUUUUUACCUUUUAUUAUUAUUUUUUUGGACAGAUGCUUUUGUCAUCAAGACAUGAAAAGCUGCCAUUCUUCUUAACCUGUUUUUUAAGAAUGUCUUUUUGUUGUGUGUCACACUUAGAUCUAAGGAUUUUUCAGAGGUUCCUUAUUUUAUUAUUUGUGCUGCUUUUGACAGGUAGCAGAGGGUUUUAAUACUUCACUAACAGGGCGCCCUCCUCCCCCUUGGGCUAGCAUCCCCAGCCCUUAAUCCACGUCGGAGCCGGCAGGUGCUCCUCACACCAGGAGCCUCCGGGGGCAGGGGCUGGCUCCUCGCCGCUGUACAGGAUGUUUACUGCUGCGUGGGGCCAGGGCAGUCCUUUGAAAGGGAAGCAAGUUCCGGAACUUGUUCCCUCAUGGAACUAUAACACCUUAGAGCAAGAGGCAGGAAUUCCAGGGCCUCCUGCCCCUCCUGUCCUCCAGCUUGUCAAGUUAAACCACUAAUGUGUUGGUGGGCCUGGCCGUGCUGCCUCUCCUGAGUGGGGUGGGUGCAGGUGGGGCCUCUUUCCCAGCUUUCUUGCUUGCCUUCUGUGCAAUAUUUCUUGGAGAAUUCAGAUGCCUAAGGCAUAAAGGAAAAAAAGAGUUCAUAGUUUGAGCUGGUAUCUACCCCCUGGGUUUAAAAAUCAGAUUAACUUCUUGGUCUCCCGGAGGCCGCUGUCAGGAAUUCUCCAGUGCGGGAAGAUGCAGUCACUGAUGACGAAAUAAAUCACCCCUGAAAGGCUCCGCAGGCAGAUUCACGGAGGCCAGUCCCAGCAGCGGCCGCCCCUUCCCUGAGCGUAGAAUAUAGAGGUGCCACACUUGGUGCAAGCCCUCUGUCCACCGUCCAGAAUAUCCUUUAUCACACAGAGGAAGACACGGCAGGAGAGCACUGACUCCUUUAUUUCCCCCCCGACAUCCUUUCAGAGCGCCAGCCGUGUGGUGCAUGGGACUUUACAGUUUUAGGAUUCACAUUUAAGGUUGUGGCGCUUGAGGCCCACAAGGGCCACGUGGGAUUACUGGAGCGGGAAAGCGGUCUCCUGUGUGUAAGAAAGUUUUACAACACGAAUUGGAAGCUGCUUGAGUCCACCUGAACUUGACUUGAUUGCAAAGCCAUCUGCCGGGAACGGUUUUGGGUUCCUGAGCCAUCAGCCGGCCUUCCCCCUCUGAGGCACGUGCCUCCCGGCCCAGUCCGUGGAGGCCCAUCACACCAGCAUCCGUGACGCCAGCUUCCCACUAGGACACCCAGGCAGGUCGGGCGGGGACGCCACACGCCUCAGGGCCGUCCGCUGCAUUGCCAUAGGGGAGCCCUCCCUCCGGUGGUCACUUCCCACCAUUGCAGGCAGCUGGGGCCACUUCGUAUCACACACAAUGAAUUUUCUAUCAAGGGAAAAAAGUUUGCUCCUCCAUAGAUUUUUGCUGCCUUCGGGUCAAAUAGUUUCCCCAGUUGAGGCUCUUGGGCCACUCUGAUUGGCAGCCUGCUUUGCCGAAGAGAACUAACUGUGCAAGGUUUUGGUGGUUAGUAAGAGAAGGGGGAGAUGGCCAGCCUGAAGGCUCGGUCCUGGCCCAGCACAGGUGGGCAGCAGCAAGCUGGCAGGUGAAGCGUGAGGAGCACACACAGUGUCACAUGGGCCUUAGCUGUCACCCACCAGCUUCCUCACCAGGCAAGGAGGCCCGGGGGCCUUAGCAGGGACUUGCCCAAGGGCACAGCUGAUUGGUGCUCGACUCCCAGCAUGCAUAUUUUGUUUUAAAAACCCAGGUUUGUAAUUCACUUCCACAACCCUAAGCCUUUUAAAGAGGCGGCAAACUUUAACGAAUCCCAUCGUGGUCCCAAGGAGCCUUUCAAAGUGGGUGCCCUGGAGGGGCCUGACAUUGGAUUCCUUCGAUGGCAGAUACUCCCUUGAAAUUUCCCAUUUGAUCAGAAAGUUUAAAGCAUUUACUUCAGAAUAAGUUAUUUGUAUAUGUUCAAAUAAAUAUAGUUUUUAAUUUA